Saccostrea cuccullata (small rock oyster) is the source of this 2724-nucleotide messenger RNA. RefSeq names its product solute carrier family 25 member 43-like. The record is from RefSeq and is a predicted model, not a curated record. The transcript has 4 exons. Bases 48 to 1073 code for a protein of 341 amino acids. Gene Ontology annotation, biological process: transmembrane transport. NCBI's taxonomy places the organism in Eukaryota, Metazoa, Mollusca, Bivalvia, Ostreida, Ostreidae.
GUUCCACCCCUUUCUGGAUCCGCCAAUGAAUACUAAUAAAAGUGUAAAUGCCCGAGGUGUUCCAAAUAAUCAUUUCGUCUGCUUUUUUAAUGCUUAAAACUGCAAUGUGGACUUCAGACGAUCAUAGAAUUACAUACCUCCAAAACUUUUUAUGUGGAUCGGUAGCAGGCGUUCUCAGUCGCACUAUAACUUCCCCACUGGACGUCCUCAAGAUCAUCUGUCAAGUGAAAGGUCCCAAGAUCGGACUUCUCUCUGUUUGUAAACAUAUUUACUCUGUAGAAGGCGGAAGAGGAUUUUUCAGAGGCAACUUCACAGCAUGUGUUAAAAUAUUUCCAUAUUCUGCUGUUCAGGUGUGGUCUUACAGAAAGUUCCGUUGGUACAUUUCAGAUGACCUCGGGCGUUUGAGUGUAUCGGGAUCUGUUUUAGCAGCCACUCUCUCGGUGUUGACUGCUACUACGUUUACUUACCCGCUGGAUUUGAUUAAAACAAGACUUGUGAUUCAACAAGGGGCAGUGUAUAAGAGCAUCGCACAUGCAGCCUCCACGAUCAUAAAAACAGAAGGUCCACGAACCCUGUAUAAUGGCUUAUGGCCUUCUCUAUGGGGCACCAUUCUUUACGCAUUUUGUACGUUUUUGACGUAUGAAGCACUAGACAGUCUUUGGUGGGACCGUAGGCUACGUCCAAUAGAACUGGUCUUACAGGGCUCAGCUGCUUCCUCUCUCGUCAUUACGGUCACUUUCCCAUUCGAUCUUAUUCGAAAGAGAAUGCAGGCAAAAAGCAGUGCUUUACCAAACAAUGGUGGAGUGGGGAUUUACUUCUCUAAUGUUCGAACUUGCAUUAUCAAUACAGUAGCAUCCUCUGGUAUUAGAGGACUCUGGCAAGGACUUCUACCUGCGAUUAUCAGGACUGGUCCCUACCAUGCAUUGAUGUUCAUUUUUUAUGACAUGUGUAAAACUGCCUGCCUGUAUAGAAAUGGCUAUAUAAGUAACAUAGACCAGAACAUUGAUCUAGAGGAGCUUCAAGAAACAGCGGAUUAUGAUGUAAACUUUGAUAUUGAAUUACAGGAUGAAUAAGCAGUGUGGAAAAUAAUGUACUUACAGGAGCUUUCACCUGUGAUACUGACAUUACUUUGUCCUCUCCCAGUAUUACCAUGUGCAACCUUGCAAUGCCAAGGGUCCUGUGUCAACACGUUGCCUUUGGCCAAGAGUCCCACAGCAAUGUGUUGACUCCAUCAGAACCCCUGGCACUGUGUGGAUAAUGCAUGUGUGAGUUCUUUUCGUUCCAGGAUUCUUUUUGGCCUGAGGUCAAAAAGACUUGUAGUAUGGUAUUCCCAGCUGUCUGGGUUGAAUAAUAUGUCAUGAUACUAAUGUCAUGAUACUAAUUAUGUCAAUGUCAGCUUCAAAAAAAUGGCACAAGCUUAACUCAGAGUAAAACGAAUUGAAGCCCUUGGAGCUACAGUAUCAUCCAAGACUUGUGGUUUUGAGGUUUAGAUUUUAAGUUGAUUACAAUUAUCAAUCAGUGAUAUCUAAAUAGUAUAGAAGUAUACCAUUCAGAACCAACUGGGAGUGAGACAGAACAUCAAUAAUAUUAAUGAAAAAAAUCUUUAAAUAGUUUUAUACUUGUAUUAUAAAGAAAUAUAAUACAUUAACAGUACAACUGUAAGAGGAAGAAUGUGGCAUUGCUAUAAAAAAUUAUGUAUCAUAUUAAGUACAAACAAUGAUCUUGAGACUUAUGAAAACAAAUUCAUUAAUCAGAAUCACAGUAGUACAAGGCUAAUAUAGAUAUUAAAAACAUCUGUAAUAUUUUACACAUACAUGUAUUAACCAUGUACUUCAUAAUUACAUCAAAAUCUUAGCUAUAUUUUGUGAAUUGCAGCAUGAACUUGCAUUUACAAAUUGAUUGAAUGAGUUUGAAAAACAUGUUAUUGUAGAUACAUGUACAUAAUAUUUUACAAGACUAUUGUUAAAAACAGUCUUAUUUUUACUAUUGUCAGAUACUGUUAUUGAACUACAUGAAACAAUAUUUCAAAUGUAGUUGAUAUCAUUCAUUUACUGUAGACGUACUUUUUUCUGUGGGGUUAUAAUUCCGCGGAAUCACCAUUUCUGUUUAAUCAGCGGAUAGAAAAUUACGCAGAUUUCUUAAACUGUCACUAUAUGCCUUACAUUAAUAUUAAGUACGCUUAGACAAAUUUCCGCGGAAAAUUUGUGACCGCGUACAUAGCGUAAAAUAAUACCAUGCAGAAAAAAGUACUUCUACAGUAUAUUGCAAGCAAAUUAAUUUUUGCAAUGGUUGAAUUGCAAUGUGUUAAUGCUCUAGAUAAUUUUUUGACAUGUAAUUGCUUUCCUCAUCCUGACUUUAAGAACAUGAAAAUUUAAACCAAUUUUUCAAAAUUCUGCAAUAAUGUGGAUAUUUCUAUAAUAAAGUGCAUUUUCAAUGAUGUAUGCAUCUUCAAUACCCAUGAGAAAAAAGGUUAUGGAUGGAGCAAAAAAAUACAAACAGCCCCUAUGGAUAUUGAGUAUAUGACCAAAUGUUUGACGAUGUUUAAAAUAUGAAGCAAAAUGUUAUGCUUAUAUGGCUUCUACAAAGAUUGUCAGAUCAGAUGAGUAUCUAAACAUGUAUUUUCUUUUCUUUAAAAAAAAAAUGACAAUAAAAACCUAGAUGUUACAAUAACAUUUCUUUCAUUAAAAAGAUGAUGUAUCCAUUCAUACAUUAAAAAAAAAACAA